Messenger RNA from Phragmites australis (common reed), 1927 nucleotides. RefSeq lists its product as uncharacterized. The record is from RefSeq and is a predicted model, not a curated record. Gene Ontology annotation, molecular function: calcium ion binding. Gene Ontology annotation, biological process: endoplasmic reticulum calcium ion homeostasis. Lineage: Eukaryota; Viridiplantae; Streptophyta; Magnoliopsida; Poales; Poaceae. The coding region runs from base 101 to 1546 and encodes 481 amino acids. Gene Ontology annotation, cellular component: endoplasmic reticulum. The transcript is spliced from 3 exons.
UCGCAAACUCACACGGCUCCAACCUUUAUCUCUCACCUUCCCCGCACCGCCGCGCUAAUUAAUAAUAUCCCCUUCGUCUUCCCCUUCCACCUCCUCAGCCAUGGCGGCGCCGAGCUGGAUCCGGCCGCCGCGAGCAGCCGUCUUCCUGCUACUGCUCCUCACCUUCCACCUCUCCCUCUCCCUCGCAGCCAACUUCGAGGGCUUCGACUCCGACGACCUCCCCUCGGCCGCCGCCGGCCUCGACGCCGACGAUGACGAGGAGGGGCUCGAUGACCUCCCGCCGCCUCCGCCCAUCUCCCUCUCCACCUCCGCCCCGUCUCCUCCCAUCACGACGACAUCCACACCGAACCCUAGCCCCGCCACGUCCGCGCCUCCGAACCCCACCCCCGCGCUCGAUCUCUGGGACGAGGACGAGUUCGAGGGCAUCCCCGUGCCGGAAGCGGUUUCCUCUGACGAGACCUCGGCGCCGGCAGAGGCCGCCCCGUCAGAUCCCUCCACGGAGGCGGCGGCCGAGGCGGCGCCGGGCCCGAAGAGGCGGCCCGCGGAGCUCCUCCGCGCGUUCUCCGUCGAGAUCGCCUGCGUCAGCUUCCUGAUCUGCUUCGUGCUCAACUACUUCACGGGGAAGCGGCAGAACGAGGCGAUCGCGCUCGCCUGGGCCACCAAGUUCGCCACCAGGGACUCCAUCUUCGACAAGAACUUCAGCCUGCUCGGCACCGGCGACGGCAAGGACACGCCGCUCCUGCUCAAGGAGGGCCAGGACGUGUUCAAGUUCUAUGCCAGCGGGAGGCGCUUCUGCCAGGGGAUGCUCGCCACCAUGGAGAUGCGCGCGCGGCACGACCUGCUGUCCAAGCUCGUGGAGCUCGUGCUCCCCAGGAAGGACACAAUCACAUUCGAGGUGGUGAUGAACGAAGACGCCAUGGACCACGUGGUGGUGGCCGUGGCCAGGAAGAAGGCAGCCAAAAUGAUGCAGAAGGAGGAGAGGGAUCUGCAAAGGUUUGCAGGAGUCCUCACUUCGGCACCCCCUGGGAGGAAGUGGGUUGCGGAUGAGCUCUCUGUGGUGGCUGAGUCAAAGGAGGUUGCUGGUGAUAUGAUCACUGAGGCAGUGCUGGAUCAGGUUCUUGGUGACAAAGCAUUCGAGAAAAUUGGAAAGUAUUUCAUCUCGCUUCAUUUUUCAGACCAAUUGGCAGGCUCCUACAAGAAGGUCCUCUCGUUCAAGUUUGUACUGCCUGAUGUAAAUAACAUUUCUGAGAUGACAAGAUUAGUUGCUCUCGUGCCAUACUACAUUGAUUUGGUUGGACGUUAUAAGCUUAGCUCGCAUGCUCGCUCGAAAACUGAAGCAGCUAGAACAAAGGCUGCCCAGGAGGCUUUCAGGGAACUUCAGAGUGCCAGGCAGGAGGCCCUGCAAAAGAAAAAGGCUGAAAAGAGGAAACUUUUGGAGGAGGCAGAGGCCAAAUUAAGUGCUGAGGCACUCCGAAAGAAAGAGGAAAAGGAAAGGGCUCGGCAGAUGAAGAAGUCUGGGCCGAAAGUGAAAAUGCUCCGUUCUUAAUAACAUCAAGAAUCUAUCACAGCUUGGCCUCCGCUAUUCACUCGCUGAUGUCUCUACUAGACUCAUUUAUGUUUCCAAUUUUGGGCCAUCAUGUUACCCCGUUAUGAGAAUGAGCAAAAAGAUGGAGAAACGAAUCCUCGCUAGUGAUUAGGCUUUGUCAGGGGGAUUGAAAUGCUGAUCUGUUCAUCCGUUAUUGGAUGCGUAUCAGAAAGAUCACUAGGCUGAGUUGCCCGCGAAAGAUAAAUUACUCUCUCAAAAAAUGGUUAUGCAGCAGCUCUGUUGUAAGAAAACUAGAACUUACAUGAUUCGCUGUGUAGUAUAUUGAUAAAGUUAUGAUCUGAAAUUCUAUCUUCGAAUUAUAUGCUUUGAUAUUUGAGCAAA